Messenger RNA from Adineta steineri, 984 nucleotides. Lineage: Eukaryota; Metazoa; Rotifera; Eurotatoria; Adinetida; Adinetidae. The record is from the annotation of a GenBank genome assembly.
AUGCUAGAUAUAGAUAUAUCUGAAAUUCUUGAUCAUAUAUCUACACAAGUUAAUCGUUAUUUUUCCACUUUUAUUUUUCUUUUUGGUACUAUUGGUAAUUUACUUAAUUGUCUUGUUUUAUCUCAACCGUCUCUUCGUUCAAAUCCAUGUGCUUUUUAUUUUCUUAUUUCAUCUAUUGCAAAUAUUAUUUCCAUUACUUGUGGUUUACCUUCAAGAAUACUGUCUGGAUGGAAUAUGGAUAUAACAAAUACAAAUGCAUUUCUUUGUAAAAUUCGUGCUUUUAUGAUGUUCGUUUCGAGAUCGAUUGCUUUUUGGCUCGUAGCAUUUGCAGCAAUCGAUCGUUGCCUUUUAUCAUCUAAUCAAUGUCAACGACGACAAUUUAGUUCUUUAAAAAAUGCUCAACAAGGAACGAUUGUUAUUAUCAUCUUGUCUUUAUGUCUCUAUUGUCAAGUGUUGUAUUGUUAUGAUGCUAAUAUGAUUUCAGCACCACUCCAUUGCUAUGGUAAAACAGUCACAUGUCGUUUAGUAACUGAUUUAACAUAUGCAUUAGUCACAAUCUUAUGUCCAUUACUAAUUAUGUGCAUAUUUGGUUUGAUGACAUUAUCAAACAUACGUCGAAUACAUUCCCAUAGGUUAUCACAAUCAGAAUUAAUUGAAACAAGUGAAAAUAAUAGAAAAAAAUUAAAAUCAACAAAUCUUCAAACACGAAAAAGAAAACGAAUUGAUCGACAUUUACGUCAUGUACUUUUUAUUCAAAUUAUAUUUUCAACUAUUCUCACAAUUCCACAAGGUAUUGAAAAAUUAUAUACAACAUUAACAAUGAAUCAAAUGAAAUCAUCAUUAAAUAUAACAAUAGAUAAAUUUAUAUAUAAUUUUGUUCUUCUAUUAACAUAUCUUGCAAGCGGAAUGCCAUUUUAUAUAUAUACAUUAUGUGGUGGAAAUACAUUUCGUAAUGGACUCAUGGAACUAUUCAAAACAAAAUAA